Molecule: messenger RNA, 2035 nt
Organism: Solea senegalensis (Senegalese sole)
Lineage: Eukaryota; Metazoa; Chordata; Actinopteri; Pleuronectiformes; Soleidae
Product: calsequestrin-2-like
Exons: 11
Coding region: 67-1302 (411 amino acids)
Biological process (GO): regulation of cardiac muscle contraction by regulation of the release of sequestered calcium ion
Cellular component (GO): sarcoplasmic reticulum lumen
Molecular function (GO): calcium ion binding
Source: RefSeq, a predicted model, not a curated record
AUUAGGGGCACAUUUGAAGUUGGGCCUGUAGACGUUAUUUAAUUUCUCUUCACCUACAAAAAAACAAUGCAGCAAAUCUGGCUUUCUCUACUGUCUGGCCUCUGCCUUUGCCUUUGCUUGGUUUUCUUUUGCGACGCUGAGGAGGGUUUGGAGUUCCCAAAUUUUGAUGGGAAGGACAGGGUGCUGGACGUCAACGAGCGCAACUACAAGAAGGCUCUGAAAAGAUAUGACCUGCUGUGUCUGUUCUACCACGAACCUCUGCCGACCAACAAAGGCCUGCAGAAGCAGUUCCAGAUGACAGAGCUGGUUCUGGAGCUCACGGCGCAGGUCCUGGAGAACAGGGACAUUGGUUUUGGGAUGGUGGACUCCCACAAGGAUGCAAAAGUUGCCAAAAAAUUAGGUCUGGAGGAAGUGGGCAGCUUGUAUGUUUUCAAGGACGACCGGGUCAUUGAGUUUGACGGGCAGUUGUCAGCGGACACGCUGGUGGAGUUCCUGCUGGAUGUGUUGGAGGACCCAGUGGAGAUGAUCAAUAACGCCAUGGAGGUGCGAGCCUUUGAGAGAAUGGAGGAGGACAUCCGCCUCAUUGGCUACUUUAAAGGAGAAGAUUCAUACUUUAGAGCCUUUCAAGAGGCCUCAGAGCGUUUUCAGCCUUACAUCAAGUUCUUUGCAACAUUUGACAAAUCUGUAGCCAAACAUCUCUCCCUCAAGAUGAACGAGGUGGAUUUCUAUGAGCCGUUCAUGGAGGAGCCUGCCGUCCUGCCUGGCAGACCACUGUCAGAGAUGGACAUUGUUGAGUUUGUCACCCAACACAGGAGGGCGACACUGAGGAAGCUCCGGGCUGAGAAUAUGUUUGAGACAUGGGAAGACGACAUGGAUGGGAUACAUAUUGUUGCGUUUGCUGAGGAGGAAGAUCCAGAUGGUUAUGAGUUCCUGGAGAUCCUGAAAGACGUAGCUCGAGACAACACCAACAAUCCAGAACUCAGCAUUGUCUGGAUCGACCCUGACGACUUCCCUCUGCUGACCACUUACUGGGAAAAAACCUUCAAGUUGGACCUGUUCCGACCUCAGAUUGGCAUCGUAAAUGUAACAGAUGCUGACAGUGUGUGGCUGGACAUGUCCAAUGAUGAGGACUUGCCCACUGCAGAGGAGCUGGAAGACUGGAUAGAGGACGUCCUGUCGGGCAGGGUGAACACCGAGGACGAUGACGAAUCUCCUGACAACCAGGAGAGCGAAGACAGCAACGACAUGGAUGAUGACGACGGAAGUCAUGACCGAGACGAUGAUGAUGAAAGUGAUGAAUAAGCUGAAUAUUCUGACACAUUAGAAUAGUUUCAAGGAAGAAAUGUAUAGAUUACUGCAUGUAGACUGUGUUUAGCUGAGAAAACUGAAUCAAAUCAAGGUCAUCAUGGGAACAGUUGGGGCCCAAUUUAUAAUAAAGUUUGUGCAGUGCCUGGUAAUGAUGAGGUGAAGUUAUGCCAAUUGAGAUGACACAAGAAACAACGAGUGCUUCUCAUCAGGUUAUUUUAUGCUUCCUUCCAUUCUCUGUACCGAGCAUAUGUUUGUAUAAGUGUAAAACUGCUUUCAAAUAAAAACUGUCUGACUUUUGUAGUCUAUAUAUAGAAUAAGAAUUGGAACCACCAUGGUUCUCUGAUGUGCUUGAAAAUGUGAAUGAUUCUUACACACGGGACCUUUAAUAACAUGUCUGCUCAUCUUUAGAUGAACAAAUUGACCAGAUGGGGCUGAGGACUUAUAAAUAGAAUUCAAUUAGCAGCAACACACUUUGACAUACUCAAAAACAAUCAAAGAAAACAAAAAUACACCGUUUUUUUCUUUGAAGGUGUCACUUCUUGGAUAAGUGAUUGUGUAGGGUUUGGACAAUUCGACAGCCGAUACAACUGAGCUGUACAACUUGCUGUAACAGCAAACAGUUGCCUGUUUAUAUGUUGAUCUGACAGAAUGGAAAAAGUAGAAUGUAUUUUAAUUUCUAUUUCACCUUUAUCUGCUUACUGUGCUGACGUAGUUCCAAUUGCUUUCU